UGAAUUUCGAGGCGGCAAAGCGGCGAUGAACCCGUCGCGGCUAAAUGUGCUGACGAAGCGUCACAACGAAGCCCAUGCCGCGCGUCUUCAGAAUCAAUACUCGUCUUCUCGAGGGGCAAUGGGAUUCCUUCUCAUGGUGCUUUUGCUGGUCGUGCUACCCCAUCUCACUGCGUCGAUAUCGUCGACCGUUCUCUCUUUUGUGUUCGUCUUUUUGCCUGGUUAUUCGGUUGCCUUGAUCAGUGGCCUAGUUGCCGUCAAGGCAGCUUACAUUGCGGUGAUCUACCAGUGGUCACUGUUUUCGACUCCUACAGACUCGGCAAACAGUUCUUCGACCAAACGAACGGAGAGUGGUGCAGCAGCACAAGCAGACAAUGGAUUGCGUCAGCGAAAGUUUGUCGUGCCGGAGGUGGUUGGAGAAAUGUCGCCUAUUGAGACCCUCCGCGUUGACGGCAAGCUGUCGAACCCGCCUAUCAUUUCCACCGAAGCGGAGCUGAUACCGUAUCAACCUCAAGCGACAUCCAAUGGUGAUGACGACUUUGGGGAAGCAGCGAAGCUCAACUUUGGCUUUGGCAUGGAAAUGUCGUCGGCCAUCAACCCGAAUGGCCUGUAUGCCCACACAUAUGCUGUCAUGAAGCCAUCGGCGAAGCCUCCCGUGCGAAAGGAGCUCGAGUCCGCGCUGUCGAGUGCUCCCCACGUCGACAAGGCGCAUGAGGUGCUGGCAGAGUGCCGGAUGAAGUCGCAUCACAUGGGUAACUUGUGUGACACGUUGCGUCAUGUCUUGGCGCAACACUUGCAAGAUGUGCUGGGCACCUUGGCUCAAAACAUGGACGAACUGUCCAAGUUGGGUCUUCGACGAGAAAUUCUCGUCGACCUGUCGACAGUUCAUCCAAUGUUGUCGAUUCAAGUUCCCGGAGAGCCCACCCCGCGGACGAUUUCCAACCUGUCGAUGAAGUCGCUGAUCAACAUGGCGCGCACAGAACCCGCGUUUGCAUCGCGCGCACGACAAAAUGUGCACUUGCUGCGGGAAUAUGAAACGUUGAUGAAGUAUUUCGACGUGAAGGAAGAAUACAGCUCUGCGUAUGCCAUCCAAAGGUUGCAAACCCUCGGGGAAGAUGGCUUCCUCGGGCCAUACCGUUGGGAUAGUGGUGGCAAGUGGAAGGGAAAGCCGUGGACGAAGGAUUCCAUGCUCCCGUCCGACGCUGAAUUGAUCAUGAACUUGUUUUGUGCCAUGCUCGACGACGUGCUCCCUGCAACGUGCGACACAGAUCGUCCGUUUCGUCGGACCCACUACGCGCCGUCGCCCCCUACAAAGUCUGCAAGCAUUCGCGGCAUGUUCCUCAUCUUCUGCAGCCAAGUUUCCCCUCCCAAUUUCAAAGUCAUUGCGAACGGGGCAGUGUGGGAGAUCCUCCCUGGCAAGACCAACGUUUUUCAAGCGAUCGUGCUCUUCCUCCAUGCCGUCAAGACGUAUAAAUCGGGGCAUCUUGGCAACAUCAACCUCCAUGUCUUGUUGGAAGAGAUUUUCGACAAGUAGCAAAAGUUGCGCGAAAUCUUCUGAAAUUUUCGUUGCAAUUUUGAAAAAAUGGUUGUUGCUGUGAAUUUGAUAUAUUUCGAAUUUACCAAAUUUCAACAAGUAUAUGUGUUGACAUGAUUGGGAAACAUGAUUUCGAUGUAUCUUCUUUCCAAAA
This is a messenger RNA of Aphanomyces invadans, 1685 nucleotides long. RefSeq lists its product as hypothetical. NCBI's taxonomy places the organism in Eukaryota, Oomycota, Saprolegniomycetes, Saprolegniales, Verrucalvaceae. Bases 26 to 1531 code for a protein of 501 amino acids. Gene Ontology annotation, cellular component: membrane. The record is from RefSeq and is a predicted model, not a curated record. The transcript is spliced from 7 exons.